This is a messenger RNA of Ostreococcus tauri, 828 nucleotides long. RefSeq names its product 5-AMP-activated protein kinase, beta subunit,interaction domain. The transcript is spliced from 2 exons. Gene Ontology annotation, molecular function: protein binding. The record is from RefSeq and is a predicted model, not a curated record. Lineage: Eukaryota; Viridiplantae; Chlorophyta; Mamiellophyceae; Mamiellales; Bathycoccaceae. Bases 1 to 828 code for a protein of 275 amino acids.
AUGGGCAACGCGCAGGGUAAAUCUAAACACGGCGCGAACGGCGCGGAGUCCAGGGCGAGACGAUCGCGCGAUGGACGAGGGCACGGACGCGAAUCCUCGAGGUCCAACGAGAGCGGGUUCGCGCGCGACGACGCGAACGAUGACGCGCGAGGGAGCGACGCGCUGUCGUACGGGCCGCAGACGCCGACGGUUCCCAUGGCUGGGGAGGACGGCGCUCGGGGGGGGUUUCCGGAUUGGGCGACGACGGAGCCGGCGCUCGUGCCGGUGGCGAUCAACUGGACUCAAGGCGGGAACAGCGUGGAGGUCGAGGGGAGCUUUGACAACUGGCAGUCGAGGCAGACGCUGCACAAGAGCGGGAACAGGGAGUUUGCGAUCGUGAUGUCGCUUAGACCGGGGGUGUACCAGUAUAAAUUCAUAGUGGAUGGACAGUGGAAGUACGCGCCCGAUCAGCCCACGAUGUACGACGAAAUGGGAAACGUGAACAAUGUGCUCGAGGUGCAGGAGUACGUGCCGGAGAUUUUGGAUAGCCUCGACGCGUUCACGGCUCCAGCCUCGCCGCCGGCGAGUUACGAUUGCUCACCGUUUCACUCCGACGAUUUCUCCAAGGAUCCGCCGCCGAUCCCGCCGCAGUUGAACAUGACUCUGUUAAACGUGCCCAUGGUGCCCGACGCGCCGAAUCUCCUUCCUAGACCGCAACACGUGGUGCUGAAUCACACGUAUUGCGACGGAACCAAGGCGGAUAGUGGGGUUCAGGUGCUCGGCACUACGCAUAGAUAUCGCUCGAAGUACAUCACGGUCGUCUACUUGAAAUCGAUGCCGCCGCAAUAG